Molecule: messenger RNA, 321 nt
Organism: Condylostylus longicornis
Lineage: Eukaryota; Metazoa; Arthropoda; Insecta; Diptera; Dolichopodidae
Product: endocuticle structural protein SgAbd-6-like
Exons: 2
Coding region: 1-321 (106 amino acids)
Cellular component (GO): chitin-based extracellular matrix
Molecular function (GO): structural constituent of chitin-based larval cuticle
Source: RefSeq, a predicted model, not a curated record
AUGAAAUGCAUCAUAGUAUUUGUUGCUCUUUUUGCAAUCGUUUUAUCUGCUCCAUUGGAUAGUCCACAAGAUGCUCAAGUUUUAAAGAGUGAAUUCGAUAAUAUUGGUGUUGAUGGUUAUAAAUUUGCUUUUGAAACCAGUGAUGGUACAUCACGUCAAGAACAAGCUGAAGUAAAAAAUCUUGGAUCAGAUGAAGAAGCAAUUUCAAUUCGGGGUUCAGUAUCAUGGGUUGAUGCUGAUGGACAAACAUAUUCAUUAAAUUAUGUUGCUGAUGAAAAUGGUUUCCAACCACAAGGUGAUCAUAUUCCAAAAGCUCCAUAA